Aplysia californica (California sea hare) is the source of this 561-nucleotide messenger RNA. Its product is annotated as Ag. The record is from RefSeq and is marked provisional. Lineage: Eukaryota; Metazoa; Mollusca; Gastropoda; Aplysiida; Aplysiidae.
UCGUCUCGAGCCUUUCCAGGUGUGUCUUCGGGGAGCUGUCCGCAACUGCCAUCAACAGACUCAGAGGGAUCAGAUGACUGGACUGGAUCAAAUGAUUGGCUAUAUAUGCAGCGCUCGAGGACGAGCGAAUGUGCGAGAGAUGCAAGAGUCAGAGUGUGCAACCAACGAGCUCAAAGGGCUGGAGCUGGUGGAAGGGAUACAGGGCUGCUCUACAAAUUACGUCUACGAGGUACAGAUGGCAACCAUCAGAGCGAUGCAAAGCCAAGGGCCACCUAACAUUGAUCUGUGUGGGCUGACGGAGGAGCUGCGUAUCUGUGUUACCACCGAGGCCAGAGACCGAUGUGGCACAGCCUAUGAGACGUUUGUCAACGAGAUCUGGGCUAUCGCAAGCAGAACAACGAUGAGAAAUAUAGGGUGUGCUGCACCCCCUGAUAACACGCGACGCUUCGCUCUGAGAGCUUUGGACAUCUGAGAAGACUGAAGAAGUAGGUGAUUUGUACGUGGCUAGAAACACCGGACUGGAUUUUUGGACAAUGGAAUAAAACACCAUGUAUACAUUUU